Molecule: messenger RNA, 850 nt
Organism: Cyprinus carpio (common carp)
Lineage: Eukaryota; Metazoa; Chordata; Actinopteri; Cypriniformes; Cyprinidae
Product: small integral membrane protein 30-like
Source: RefSeq, a predicted model, not a curated record
GCGUCGUCAUUGCUCUUGCACUUCCCUCCUCACAGUCACAACUGACCAACAACAUGGCUCCCAAAGACCAAAAUACAUACAUGAUGCUCUGCCUUUUUCUCCUGACGCUCGUCCGCUCCGCCGAGGCGUUUGACGGAGGAGACGCGGCGGCUUUAUUGCUGGGCGCCACAGUGACGCUCGUGGGAAUCUGCGCGUGCAUGGGCUGGUACGCGCGCACACGAAACGGCCAGUUUUGAUGACUGCUGAUCAAGGCCUCAUCCGGAAAUGUGACUGAGUGCAUAAAGACUGUCAUGCAUUUAUGCUGAAAAUAAUUGGAAAUGCGCGCAGAGGAAGGACCUAUAUGGAUAAUAUGAGCUGUUGAUUGUAUUCCUUGACGCAUAAUCCUUAUUAAGUCACUUAUAUUGGACAUUGGACACUUCCUGUCUCAGUGGACCAUGUGGGAAACUUCUGCAACUGCAUCGGCGUUAAAAAGCCCGUUAGAUUAUUACUGCAUGACAACAAGAUCACAUGCAGACAUUCUCUGACACAUUUCUAUGUGACUUGAACAUACUGGUGGACAUGAUGUUGGUCUCCUGCCAUGCUACAGUCACUGCAAGACAAUCUGCUUCCAGUUUCAACACUGCGUGAUGAAACCACUAAAUUGUUAAAUGGUUAAUGCUUUCUCUGUCUAUAUAAAGCAUUCAAUGUCAAUGUGCUUUACAGAAGAAGGGUGAUGCUGCUUGCUUUGUGUGUUUUUGUUAAACUUUGUGAACUGCCAAUCGUGUUUCAAGUAUGAGACUAUAUAUCUGUUGCAAACUGAUAUAGCAUAACUUUUGAAGUUGUAUGCAUUAAAAUCCUAUGAUUGACUAUA